Cokeromyces recurvatus is the source of this 946-nucleotide messenger RNA. RefSeq lists its product as uncharacterized. The record is from RefSeq and is a predicted model, not a curated record. The coding region runs from base 100 to 846 and encodes 248 amino acids. The transcript has a single exon. NCBI's taxonomy places the organism in Eukaryota, Fungi, Mucoromycota, Mucoromycetes, Mucorales, Mucoraceae.
UCCUUCUCACAUCAAUCCUUUCUCUCUCUCUCUCUCUUUCUCUAUUUAUUUUUAUUUUCAAUUACGUAUAAAUAUUGGUUAUGAGCUCCUAUCAGAUACAUGAAUAAUUAUACUACAACAUCGGCAAUAUUCGGACCCUCUAUUACUGCUAAUGCUUAUACAGACACACUAACAACCUCAGAGCAAGUUCCUUCUUCAACUCUCUUACAUCAUUUACAUAUAAAUGAGAGACAAUUACGGACUUUAGCCGUUGUCUUGAGUUUAACAGGUGGGUUAGCGAUUUCAUUCGCAUUAGGCGUGGGUAUUAUGAUAUAUUGGUAUUUUCGAAAAUGUAAACAAAGAAGACAUUUUCACGAUAGCGUAGACCAAGGGCCUUGUACUUUAUCAACUUGCCAAGCUGAAGAAGAAACAGAGGUAGUGAAUUCAGAAUUAAGGGAAAUCACAAAUACCUCAAAUAAACUUCUUCUUAAAAGCUCCUCCACUGCAAUCAUGUCGUCUGUUGUGAUAGACCAGGGCAUGAAUUCAUCAUCUAUCAUGACUGACUUAUCCCUUGUUUCUCCUUUAUUGUUAUCCCCACCUGUAUCUAAUUCAUUUUCUAUGUUUGUACCGGAGCCCUCUGCACCAUCUGCAAAAGAAUUAUUAUUAUUACAUCAAUCCUCUUCGUCUACAAAUACACCUAAUCACUUUCCUCAGCAACAGAGUUGUAUUACUACCACUACUGCUACCAAUACUGCUAUCACUACUACUACCACUACUACUACUACUACUAAUGACAAUGAUAGUAAUGAUAUAGAAUCAUUAUGUCAUGAUUGUUCAAUACCACCACCUGCUUAUACGAAGGAUUAAUAAUAAAUACUGUUUAUUAACUAAUAUUUAAAAGUAAGAAAAAGCUAGUUAAUUGUGUUUUUUUUUAAUAUAGAGCAAUUUCAGAUAUAAAUAUCAUCUG